CCCGAGCGAGCGGCGAGCCGGGGGGGAAGGGGCCCGGAAGGAGGCGAGCGCGGCCGCGACGCCGGGAGCCGGACGCCUACCCGUGCCGGCCUGCCGCCGCCGCCUUCCCUGCCUGCGCCCGAGCCUGGAGUCCCGCGGCCGUCGAGACCGGAGCGCGGCGGUCGGGCGUGGGUUGAGCGGGCGAGCGGGGCCGGGAGCCGGAGGCCGCCGGCGGUCCUGCGCGAGGCGCGGUGGGCUUCUGCUUGCGAGAUUAGGCGAGGGGCGGAAAGGGAGGAAAAAGAGAGGCCGAGCGAGAGAAGCCAGGCGAUCGGAUUGUCCAGGAGGCUGGUGUGGAGGAAUAUCCCACAUCGAACUCAAAUCCACAAUAAUAAUCCAAACUAUUAAUAAUAAGGGAGUUUUUCUGGCCAGACGAGAGGGAGAACAGGGGGAACGGGAAGAAGCGAAAUCUCCGUUUCAUGGAGGCUGAGGCAAGAGAAAAUUUCGGAGCCUGGAUGUGGAGGAGCAAAACAGAACUAACUCAGGAAAUUGUCUUUCAGAAAAAGGCCGAACCUAGGCUGGGAAUCAGGCUGGUGUAGGUGGAGAAACCUGCAAGUUUAAAGGAAAAAGAAAAGGAGAGAAUAUUUUCAGAGAUUUUUCUCUGGUUUGUGGUAUUGCUACCAUUUUAAAGGAUUCUGGAACCGUGGAGACACUGAGAAACCAUGAGUGUAAGGUUACCCCAGAGUAUAGACAGAUCAGCCAGUAAAAAGCAGUCUCACCUGUCCAGCCCCAUUGCAGCCUGGUUAAGUAGCCUGUCUUUGGGAGAUUCAGCACCUGAACGCAAGUCCCCUUCCCACCACCGCCAACCCUCCGACACCUCUGAGACAACAGGUCUCGUUCAACGCUGUGUCAUCAUCCAAAAGGACCAGCAUGGCUUCGGCUUCACAGUCAGCGGGGAUCGCAUUGUUCUGGUGCAGUCUGUGCGGCCUGACCUGGAGAGGAAAGAACAAAAGGAUGGCUUGCAGUAA
Molecule: messenger RNA, 1004 nt
Organism: Physeter macrocephalus (sperm whale)
Lineage: Eukaryota; Metazoa; Chordata; Mammalia; Artiodactyla; Physeteridae
Product: rho guanine nucleotide exchange factor 11-like
Exons: 7
Coding region: 699-1004 (101 amino acids)
Biological process (GO): G protein-coupled receptor signaling pathway
Cellular component (GO): cytoplasm
Molecular function (GO): guanyl-nucleotide exchange factor activity; G protein-coupled receptor binding
Source: RefSeq, a predicted model, not a curated record